This is a messenger RNA of Paramormyrops kingsleyae, 4311 nucleotides long. The record is from RefSeq and is a predicted model, not a curated record. Lineage: Eukaryota; Metazoa; Chordata; Actinopteri; Osteoglossiformes; Mormyridae.
AGUUUCUUGAGCGCUUGGAGAGUUGAUUAGUAGCUAACUUCUCUUUCCUUGCGCCUGAGACCAUCUCCAUGCAGGCUGACUUUUGUGUAUAUAGGGAAAGUCGUCUUUUGCACGGUCUGGAAAGCUGAGAGAUGACGGCGAGGAGGCUCCAGCCCUCGCUGUGAGCGUUUCCGUCUCUCAGGUGUCAGACUACACCCGCAGGACCCUGUGCGUGUCAACGACUAGGAAACAUGGCAAACACAAGAAGCAGCGCUGCUCCAUGGGGACGACUGAACGCGUCUCCCCCCCUUUGUUGCAGCCUGUUACCGUAACAAUAGUGGCGUCCGCGGCCACACAGCAUCACACACUGAUUGACUAAUCUCAUUUGGAUCCGGAAAAUGUGUGUGUGUGUGUGUGUGCCUGGGGGUGUGGGGGGUAGCAGGCGGAGGAGGAGGAGGAAGGAUUGAUCUGCUGCUGUAGAAAUGUUCUUCUUUUUCCCGGACUAAAAUCUUUCUUUAGUAGUUUUUUUUUCGUUUCGCUAAGGAAAUAAAGUGAAAAGGUUGUAUGAAAUAACGAAAAGUUUAAAGCAGCACAAAGUCAAACAGGUAAGAGGGGAAACGCAUUCGUUUUUAAUUUACAUGUCGAAGAGAACGGAGCCCAGAGACAGACAGAGACGAGGCAGGUUUUGAGGUCGAUUUAUCAAUGCGAUCCCACAUUCUCUGGCGUUCCUGUGCAUCUGUUCACUUUAUGCAAACUGGGACCGCUGACCCAAGCUCACCUCGACUAGAAACAACGAGACCGACUGCACUCUGCGACGUCCUGACUUGGCUUUUGGUAUAAAUGCAAAGUUCAAAAAAGAUCGGAUUGCAUUUUUUCCUAAAAAAAAAUUGAGGGUGAUGUCAUCUGGCUGUGCUGGGGCUGGUAUUGUGUGCGGGCUCCGUACAGACUACCGUUGUGAGGCGAGCGGCUGGACGAGCCGAGUUGUCCGUGAAUCAGGUGCGUGUGUAUGGCCGUGACUCUUCUGUGCUGUCGCUGGCGGUCCCCGCUGUCAUCGUCUUUCCCGCAUCCCCUCCAGAUCUGGAUAGUCGGAUUACCCCACUCUCGUAGCUGUCUAUGCUGUAAUUCUUUACAUUGCGCGUCAUUGUCCCCCAACCUACGGACUCCGCGACCCAUCUGAGAGGAUUAGUCAUGACAGAAGCCGGUCGGCAGCACCUGAAGCCCGCGGAGCUGCUCUCACCCCGCCGCCCUGGUUUCCGUCUUGCCCAGGUGCCCUGCCUCCCGCGGGAACUGUCUUCGCACCUUUGGCACUAGCGCAGGAUCGCCCGCAUCUCCUACCUCUGCCCUAAACGGUCCCACCUCCCCGGGGUUUGAUGUUUUGAGUUUUACAUCGGUGCUCCCUGCAGACCCAGUGUGGAUUCGCUUGUGUCCUCCAACAAAGACCUGGCAGUUCCUCUCUAAUCUCACCGAUUUCGGAAAGAAAUAACAUAGAGAGAAAAAAUUGUGGGACAGAAAAGUAAACGAUUAAAUAAAGUAGCACCAAACAAACAGAGGACCUUAUCCCGUCUUUUGGUGGAAGCGCUUAGUGCAUUAAUGAGUGCUGGGCAACUUUCACGAUUCGCAGCUUUGGGAAAACAUGAGUCUGAGCAGCGUCUGGAUUUAAUAUGAACGGAAUACGUGGACAAGAAGCGUGAAUUAGAAAGACGGAGACAUUUCCAUGCAUGCACUUUCAACGGUGAUUUUCACCUGUAACUUCGGCGGUCAGAAAAAAACAGCCGCCGACUAAAAGGUGCCCCUCCUGUACCGGGAUCCAAGUACCCGGAAAAACCGGGGGUGUUCUCAUCUCAGAACAGAACAAGCCCCCAGGUGUUAGGUGGAAAGCAGUUAUUCUCAACGGAUUACAAACCCGUGUAAUCCCCGUUCACAUCCGGGGAUCCGACCGCGGCAGGACGCGGUUCUGUCCCCGGGAGAGCGAUGCGGUACCUCCUCUAUGCUGCAGCUGUCUUGUGUGUCCAGGCUCUGUUUGCAAUGUGUAGCCCCUUGCAACAGGUUUUUGACAGGGACGGCGUGAACUUCAGUGUACACGUGGAAAACCAGACUCGUGUCCAUGAUGCCAUGAGCCGGCGACAGCACAGAGUAUAUCAGCUGUACAGCCGCACCAGUGGGAAGCACCUACAGGUGCUGGGAAGGAAGAUCAGUGCACGGGGGGAGGAUGGUGACCGAUAUGCCCAGCUUGUAGUGGAAGCAGACUCCUUUGGCAGCCAGGUGAGGAUACGGGGCAAGGAGACCAACUAUUACCUGUGCAUGAACCGCCGAGGAAAACUGGUGGGUAAGAAGGCCAGCAAUCGCAGCCCUGACUGUGUCUUUGUGGAGAAGGUGCUGGAAAACAACUAUACAGCACUGAUGUCUGCACGCUAUGCUGGGUGGUACGUCGGCUUCACCAAGAGAGGGCGCCCUCGGCGUGGUCCACACACCCUGCCCAACCAACAGGACGUGCACUUUAUGAAGCGUUUCCCUCCCGGCAAGCAACCAGACCCCCAGCCGUUUCGCUUCACCACGGUCAGCAAACGAAGCAAGAGGGUGCAAACCACAGAGGACUGCUAGCUCGCUCUGCUAACACACUGAGGCAGCUCACUCUUCUAGCCCGCUCUGCUAACACAUUGAGGCAGCUCACUCUGCUAGCCUGCUAGCUCGCUCUACUAACAUGCAAAGGCAGGUCACUCUGCUAGCCUGCUAGCCCGCUCUGCUAACACAUUGAGGCAGCUCACUCUGCUAGCCCGCUCUGCUAAUGCACCAAUGUAGCUCACUCUUCUAGGCUGCUCUGCUAACAUAUUGAGGCAGCUCAUUCUACUAGCCAGCUCAGCUAAUGCAUCAAGGUAGCUCGCUCUGCUAGGCCGCUAUGCUAACACAUUGAGGUAGCUCACUCUGCUAGCUCGCUCUGCUAACACAUUGAGGCAGCUCACUCUGUUCGCCAGCUCUGCUAAUACACCAAGGUAGCUUACUCUGCUAGCCAGCCCUGCUAAUACACCAAGGUAGUUCACUCUGCUAGCAGGUUCUGCUAACGCACCAUGGGGGCUCACUCUGCUAUUCUGCUCUGCUAACACACCGAGGUAUCUUACUCUCCUCGCUCAUUUUGCUAUUCCACCAAGGCAGCUCGCUCUGCUAGCCCAUUCUGCUAAGACAUCGAGGUAGCUCAACCUGCUAGCAUGCUCUGCUAACACAGUAAGGUAGCUCAUGCUGCUAGCCUGCUCUGCUAACACGCUGAGGUAGCGUGGCCUACUAGGCUGCUCCGCUAACGCAAUGAGAUAGCUCACUGUGCUAGCCUGCUCUGCUGAUACACCUUAACGCACGCCACUGACGUACCUCACUAACUCAUUGCUGCUAACACAGCCCACUGAUGUUCACACUGUGUAUAUACUUUGCCUAGUACGUCCUGAUAACACAUUCCAUUAAUGUACCAUCGAUGCUAUGCUCGGCUAAUGUGUCUUGCUAACACACCCCCAUAGAACACCUCAGCCCCCGGCCCUGGAAUCUCACACAGCAUUGCUGGAUACAAGCCUACAAAAACUGAUCUGGGACUGGACUACUGACACGGAGUGCUGGAAUCCCAGUUUGAUCUGAUGCUGGAAAGGAAUUACGCCGUGAUGCCAAAGAGGGCCAUGCUGGGUUGAUUGAUGUGCAGCUAUGGUACCAGAACCAAUGAACUGGAUCAGCUGGACUUAAAAAUGAGAUCAGCAAGACAGACUGUGACAGGCCCAAGGAUCACGGGGAACAUAAAGCACAGUGGAUGCUGGAACAGUAGAAGGAAACUGACAAAGGAAGACUUAUUGACUGCUUUCCAUGCCAGCUGUGUAUGUGUGUGUGUGUGUGUGUGUGUGUGUUUGUGUGUGUUUGUGUGUGUGUGCGCAGACGCUCAGCUGUGUAAUGUGUGCAUGUGACCCAAACUCCAGACUAACGUGAUGCUGAUGCUGUGGUGACAUGUUACGGAACAGGAUGUUCCAUCCCAUAUAAUCUCAAAACCAUACUAAAGAUACUGGACUGCACAAGGUCCAUUAUACCAAAAGGAUAAGUCACCAAAGACUGUACUUUACCUUUAAGACUCCCUCCCCCCUUCCCCAACCCCCCUGACCCCUGGUACCUGUGCUUAAAGAUGACGACAGAUGGAGUUUAUCUCCUGCUCACCGGCCGUAUGAAUGCUGCUACCAGGACAUUUGGUGGAGAAAAAAAAGCCUCAUAUCUAUGUACUUAAAGGGAACAAAUAGGAACAAAACUAUUAAAACAAAAUAAGCAUUUAUAUUAUUGUUAUUGAAAAAAACUAUUUAUUUUAGUUGUGUA